AUGCUGCAGGAUAAGGGCCUGUCGGAGAGCGAGGAGGCCUUCCGGGCCCCGGGCCCAGCGCUCGGGGAGGCCAGCACCACCAACGCCACCAACGCCCCCGAGCCCGCGCUGGCCGCGCCUGGACUUAGCGGAGCAACUCUCGGCAGCCCCCCGGGCCAGGGUGCCGACGUCGCCGCUGCAGCCGCGGAGCAGACCAUCGAGAACAUCAAGGUGGGGCUGCAUGAGAAGGAGCUGUGGAAGAAGUUCCACGAAGCAGGCACCGAGAUGAUCAUCACCAAGGCCGGCAGGAGGAUGUUUCCCAGCUACAAGGUAAAGGUCACAGGCAUGAACCCCAAGACCAAGUACAUCCUGCUCAUCGACAUUGUCCCCGCGGAUGACCAUCGCUACAAGUUCUGUGACAACAAAUGGAUGGUCGCAGGCAAGGCGGAGCCGGCCAUGCCAGGGAGGCUUUAUGUCCACCCAGAUUCUCCUGCCACGGGGGCCCACUGGAUGCGGCAGCUGGUCUCCUUCCAGAAGCUGAAGUUGACAAACAACCACCUGGACCCCUUUGGCCAUAUCAUCCUCAACUCCAUGCAUAAGUACCAGCCGCGGCUGCACAUCGUUAAGGCCGAUGAGAACAAUGCUUUUGGCUCAAAGAACACAGCCUUUUGCACCCACGUGUUCCCAGAGACCGCCUUCAUCUCCGUGACCUCCUACCAGAACCACAAGAUCACACAGCUGAAAAUUGAGAACAACCCUUUUGCCAAGGGAUUCCGGGGCAGUGACGACAGUGACCUGCGUGUGGCCCGGUUGCAGAGCAAGGAGUACCCGGUGAUCUCAAAAAGCAUCAUGAGGCAGAGGCUCGUCCCCAGCCAGCUCUCGGCGAAGCCCGACGUCAGUCCCCUGCACAGCGCACACCAGGCACUGCAGCACUACCAGUAUGAGAACGGGGCCCACGUGCCGUUUGCUGCUGCAGAGCCCCAGGACCUGCCCCUCAACACCUUCCCCACGCAAAGGGACUCCAGCCUCUUCUACCACUGCCUGAAGCGCAGAGCAGACAGUGCCCGCCACCUGGACUUACCCUGCAAACGAUCCUAUCUGGAAACUCCCUCUUCGGUAGGGGACGAUCACUAUUUCCGUUCUCCCCCUCCCUACGACCAGCAGAUGCUGAGUCCUUCCUACUGCAGUGAGGUGACCCCCAGAGAGGCCUGUAUGUACUCGAGCUCAGGGCCUGAGAUUGCGGGGGUGUCUGCCGUGGACGACUUGCCCCCACCUCCCCUGAGCUGUAACAUGUGGACCUCGGUCUCGCCGUAUACCAGCUACAGCGUUCAGACCAUGGAGACUGUGCCUUACCAGCCCUUCCCUACACACUUCACCACCACCACGAUGAUGCCUCGGCUGCCCACCAUCUCGGCCCAGAGCGCCCAGCCACCAGGAAAUGCCCACUUCAGUGUGUAUAAUCAGCUCUCCCAGUCUCAGGUCCGAGAGCGGGGGCCCUCCGCUUCCUUCCCCAGAGAGCGUGGCCUCCCCAGUGUGUGUGAGAGGAAGCCGCCCUCACCGCACCUGAACGCUGCCAACGAGUUCCUCUACUCACAGAGCUUCUCCUUGACCCGAGAGUCUUCCUUACAGUAUCAUUCAGGAGUGGGAACUGUGGAGAACUGGACUGAUGGGUGA
Messenger RNA from Peromyscus californicus insignis, 1653 nucleotides. It is a transcript of the gene Tbx4, whose product is annotated as T-box transcription factor 4. NCBI's taxonomy places the organism in Eukaryota, Metazoa, Chordata, Mammalia, Rodentia, Cricetidae. The transcript has 8 exons. Gene Ontology annotation, biological process: angiogenesis; positive regulation of DNA-templated transcription; regulation of transcription by RNA polymerase II. The record is from RefSeq and is a predicted model, not a curated record. Bases 1 to 1653 code for a protein of 550 amino acids. Gene Ontology annotation, molecular function: DNA-binding transcription factor activity, RNA polymerase II-specific; RNA polymerase II cis-regulatory region sequence-specific DNA binding. Gene Ontology annotation, cellular component: nucleus.